AUGACUGAGGCGAAUUUACAGACAUGGGUAAAGGGAUACCCGAAAUGGAAGUCCUUUGGCCGGUUUCAAAUUCUGCAUCUCCCCAUCCGAAAUCAGAAGCCCCAAAUAAAUUCACCGCUUAAACCCCCCACGCUUUUGGCCGUGCGAACUUUAUCAUCCACGGUGCCACUAUACCAGGACUCCACUAUCAGAUCAGACUUCUUCAUUUCCGAUAUCCUGUUGGGUCCACCACUGCCCAAUCAUAACUACAUGGCUGACCAUGAUCCCGGAUUUCCAAUCAGAGACGUGAAGACCGAAGCAAACCAUCGUCCAACAAAAAAACGUGGUGAGAUCUUGGUAUUCAAAGAGCCCUUGGAUCUCUUCGCGUGGCAACCCCCCUUCAGCAAGGGGGCAGACAUUUGA
Sclerotinia sclerotiorum 1980 UF-70 is the source of this 402-nucleotide messenger RNA. RefSeq lists its product with no specific name. Lineage: Eukaryota; Fungi; Ascomycota; Leotiomycetes; Helotiales; Sclerotiniaceae. The coding region runs from base 1 to 402 and encodes 133 amino acids. The transcript is spliced from 3 exons. The record is from RefSeq and is a predicted model, not a curated record.